CAGACCCGCAUCUAGUCGCUCCCAGCCCGGGCCGCUACUCGUCACGCAGUAAAUCCGGAGGCUGCUGCUGCUGCUGGAGGCCGCGUGGAGGAGGAGGAUCGUGAAGGCCGCGACUGGGUGGUGCCCGGCUAGGUGCACUCUGGGGCUGCCGUGCGGUGCGAAGCGAGCAGUGUCCAGGAUGGAGUGGCUGGGUGCACUACUCCUGGCCGGCAUUGCUGCUCUCUUGCUGGUGCAGUUGAUUCGUCUGCUGCUGGCUGAUGGUGACCUGACCCUCAUGUGGGCUGAGCGCAGGGGCCCUGAUCCAGCUGUGAAGCUGCGAGGUCACGUUGUGUGGGUGACCGGUGCCUCCGGUGGAAUUGGCGAGGCCCUUGCUCGGGAGUUGGCGCGAUGUGGCUGCCAGCUGGUGCUGUCGGCACGUCGGGAGGCGGAGCUGCAACGCGUUCGGAAGAACUGCCUGGAGGAUAGCUCAUUGAUGGAAAGUGACAUCCUGGUGCUGCCUAUGGAUGUCCUGGACUUGUCUACACACGAAGCAUGUACCAAAGCUGUACUCGACCGAUUUGGACGUGUUGACGUUUUGGUCAAUAACGCUGGACGCUCUCAGCGGUCACUCUUUGUGGACACGGACCUCUGUGUGUACCGGACACUCUUUGAACUCAACGUGCUGGCCCCUGUGUCCCUGGCACGCUGUGUUCUUCCUGGCAUGAUGGCACCCGGUAGUCACGGGGGCAUUCUCCUUGCCGUGAGUAGCAUUGCUGGGCUGGCCGGAGUUCCGCUCUCAGCCGGAUAUUGUGCUUCCAAGCACGCUGUGCAGGGUGCGUUUAAUGCUCUACGCUCGGAGCUGGACGAGUACCCACAAAUCACGGUCAGCACGGUGUGCCCUGGGCCCGUCCAGUCCCACAUCAUCAGCAAUGCCUUUUCUGGAAAGGGUGACGAGGCUGUGGGUGAGCAAAAAGAUCAAACUUAUAAAAUGUCCGCCGAGCGAUGUGCACGCCUCAUCGCCGUGAGCCUGGCCGCCCGCCUCCCUGAGGCCUGGAUAGCCCAGCAGCCGUACCUGUCUGCAGCUUACCUGUGGCAGUACACGCCCACCCUGGCGUGGCGCCUCACUGCCAAAAUUGGACGUCGUCGCAUCUCCAACUUUCGCAAUGGGCUGGAUGCUGACGUUUCCUACUUUGGCUCAAAGGCCAUGAAGAAGGAUAAAGUCUCCUAAAGCUAUACUCUUGUUGCUUCUCACGUCAAUCAACUUGCUGAGGCAUACACAACAAUCAUCUGUGCUGCCGCUAACUCAGAGCUUGGCUGCCAGGGAUCGCCAUCUUUUAACAUUGUCCACUGCUCCAACAUUCUUAUAUGUUGAGGCCAUUUCAGUCCUACGUAUUAUCAAUCUGCCUCUUAGUCACCAUUUUUUCUCCACCUCCCAUGAACACGGUUGGCUACGUAUGGUACGAAAGAAGUUCAGCAUACAUCGGUACAUAUUGCUCAUUCCAUUGGUCUUUCUGUUAGGUUAUUCUGCAACUGUGCUGCUCAACGCCACACUCAAAUUAUUUUCUAAAAAAUCCACUCCUGCUAUUAUUCAUGAAUCUCCCCCCCCCCCCCCAAUAUGUGUUAUUCACAUCAUCUCAACAUCUCUUUCUUGAUCCAGCAGAGACCAUUACAUUUUAGACCUUUGUUAUUCUUACCAUUGUCAAUUCAUUCAGCCAGUGUCUUAUUCUCCAAAUGUUACCUAUGUACCAAUACACAGGUGUACCAAUACAUCCGUUUAAACAGAUAGCAUGAUGUAACAAUGUCUUGAUUAGAACUGAUAGAGAAUUAUGGAACAUAAAUUAGUAGGUGAGAGUGGUGUAAAACAACGUAAUUAAAACUGCUAUGAUGAUUUAACAAUGUCUUGAUUAGAACUUUCGGAAUAAUGAAACAACACACACAUUAUACAUGUUAGACUCAUGUAAAAAUGCAUCCACUGCCAAUGUUAAAAUAAUAUCACGUCUUCAUCAGAACUUAUGGAAUUGGGUAUCAAUGCGCUCAGAAUGGAUAUAAUUAUGUAAAUCAUAAUGUAUAUCAACUGUAAAAAUCAUGUAAGAAUGCCAUAAUGAGAACUGUGAGAAUGAAGUAAUUUUGCCUGAAUUGUAACUGCAACAUGCAACAACAAAAAACCUUAAUUACAAUU
Lethenteron reissneri (Far Eastern brook lamprey) is the source of this 2158-nucleotide messenger RNA. It is a transcript of the gene DHRS7, whose product is annotated as dehydrogenase/reductase 7. The record is from RefSeq and is a predicted model, not a curated record. Lineage: Eukaryota; Metazoa; Chordata; Hyperoartia; Petromyzontiformes; Petromyzontidae.